AUUUCGAUGAUUUUUAAAUAUGUUGUAGAAAUCAACAUUUUGAACAACUUUUUCCUAUACAUAUAACCAUCGCUCGGCCUUAAUUUCCGAGAUAUUUGCACUCUUUGUUCAAUUAAAAAACUUACAAGUCCUCAAUCAUAGAUUGAACGACAGUGGUUGAAAACCGGCUUACUAAAAUACAGUAAAGGCAAAACUAAUUGAUUAUUAACGCAAAACUGAUCUCAUAGCUCAACAUCCAAUGUAAUCAAACGCUAACACAAUCCCGUAGCUCAGCGAAUAGUGUAAUCAAACGCAAAAUGUAUCCAUACUCGCUCACUUCCGUUUGAUUACAUUUAAAAGUGAAAAACGAAACCAGAAUGGUUUUUAACCAUAAAAUAAAUCAGUGUAUCAUAUCUAUCGCAUAUAGUCAAAUAUUCACGCAAGUUCAUUUUUAAUCCUUUAAAAACAAUCCGUUCAGUAACGACGUCAGUGUAAACUAAAUUUUCUCUGAGCCUAAACAAUCACGUAAACAAUCGACAAUUGACGACUCCACGCUUAGAAGCACGUUGCCACAGCGCGUAGCUAUACGCAAUAUUCAUCGUUUUAGUAGCAAUGGUAUUUUACAAAUAUCUCGGAAACUAAAGCCGAGCGACGGUUAUAUGUAUAGGAAAAAAUUGUUCAGAAUGUUGAUUUCUACAACAUAUUUAAAAAUCAUCGAAAUCCGUGAGGAUAUACCUGUUCUCUAUAAUUACCAAACUAUCAGUGUGAAGUGUUGCCCGAGACAUUGUUAGAACGUCAAAACGAAGUGUAUUUCGUGUCUCUCCAGUUACUUGUUGAAUUAUUAUAUAUUCAUUAAGAUUCAAACUGAACCCUCAAAUAAUAUUUUUCGACCUCUACUAGGUUCUUCUUUAAUAACCUAUUCGCUGUUACAAUUUCAUGUUGAAAGGUAUACAAAACUCGUACCGUUUGUGCACCAUAACCAAAUUUUUGUACAAUAACAAUCGAUAUGGAAAUAAAUAAUUCACCUGGCGAAUCAAUAAAGAGAAGCACAAAAAAGAAAAGACCUAGGGUACUCUCGACAUCUUCAGACAAGGAUUUUGUUCAUGCUAAAAAUGAACCACUAGAUAAUGAAGAGUACCAAUCCGCCAUGGAGGAAGAGGUUUCUGACUCUGAAUCUUCACCAGAGGAGAAUGAAGGAGAUACGGAAUGGCAGAAAAUAGGAAAAAGAAGUUCAAUAAUAAGUCAAUAUUCAGAAGAAGAGAAACGUCUAAUUGAAAACGUUAAUUGCGAUAAUCCUUUUGCUCUAUUCAAAGUAUUCUUCACUGACUACAUAGCAGGAAUGAUAAUCGAAGAAACGAAUAAAAAUGCUGAACACAGUAUAAAAUCUCUAUCGAGCAGAAGAAGACACCAACAGGCCUGGCAACCCGUUACAAGAGAUGAAAUAAAUACAUUUUUUGGUAUAUUGCUAAUCAUGGGUGUUGUGCAAUUACCAGAAAUUAGGCUAUACUGGUCUAACAAGCCCAUGUAUACAAACAUGUGCAUAAAAAAUAAUAUAAAACGUGAUCGUUUUUUAUCUAUAUUGAAACAUUUACAUUUCUCGGACAACACAACAGCUGAAACAGAAGACCGAUUGCGUAAAAUUAGAAAUAUUGUAGAGACAAGUGUUCUGUAUAAUAACGAAAAAAAGGUUGUUGAAUUGUCCAAUCAACUGUCAUCUUACUAUAGUUGUUUGCGGAAAACAAUUAAGUGGUACCAAAAAAUUAUAAUACAAUUAAUAUGCGGGACAUGCCUAAUAAAUGCGUGGUAUAUAAAUCAAAGAUGGGGUACCAAGUACAUUACUAUUUUAAAAUUUAGGGAACACAUUAUUGAUCAGCUGUUAACCAAUGUUCACGACAUCAAACAAAUGAAUAUUGAAAAACCAGUAGUUUCAAAGAAAGUUUCACAUUUUCUCGAAUCAUAUAAAGAAUCUGCAAGAAAGUCAAGAAAAAGAUGUAAGCAAUGUUACAAAUGGUUAUGCGAAACGAAGGGUAGAGAUUAUGCCACGAGAAAGGCAAAGAAGGUGACGACAUAUUGCAAUAGUUGUAAAGGCCAGCCAGCACUCUGUUUGAAAUGUUUUCAAAAAUUACAUAGUUAAGGUAAACGAUAAGUCAGGAUUAUAAUAUUCAAUUAUCUUUUUACAACCGAAUUGUUGUUAUUUCCUUUUAUAAUAUUCAGAUAAAAUAAACUAGCUCCAACUUUUUUCCAAUUAAUAUACGUUAAAUUUCCAUUAUUUAAGUUUUCAACCAUAUGGCAAUAUUUUCUAGUUCAGAGUUGCAAUGAGGAAACGGGACUGAACCAAAUUGUCUGUCUGUACGGUUGCGUCAAGUCACGUUUUCACUUUAGCUUAACUUUUGUUGCCUUCUGUUUCCUUCUUUUCGUAUUUAGUUUUAAGAUUGUACAGGGAGAUCGAGGGAACUUUGAUUCUGUCUAUCUCCCUCGGGCCUUUACUCGCAGCAACCUCCACGUGGUAAGGCCUGGCAAUCGGUAUUACUCGUGACGAAAGGUUGUUCGAACGAUCCUUCGUUGCGAGUAAUAGCGAGCUAAUGGUUGCGAACUUGUAAUAAGAUCUUUAGAUUUAGAUUAGCAUAGGAGAUCUUUCAAUUAUCAAACCACGUGUGUGUGUAUGUAGAUAUGUAUAGUAUAUUCAUAUACUGUAUGAAAAUAUGCACCAAAGUAUUGAAACUAACGAAUUUCAUCACAGACGUUACUUUUUCCGUUGCAAUAUCGAUUACUAGAGCGACAAUUUUACAAUAUUACAUCACUUGCAAAUAUGAUAAUCACAAACUCAUACACACCGUUAGAUUUAGAAU
This is a messenger RNA of Hylaeus anthracinus, 2828 nucleotides long. RefSeq lists its product as uncharacterized. Lineage: Eukaryota; Metazoa; Arthropoda; Insecta; Hymenoptera; Colletidae. The record is from RefSeq and is a predicted model, not a curated record. The transcript is spliced from 2 exons. Bases 986 to 2113 code for a protein of 375 amino acids.